Molecule: messenger RNA, 2994 nt
Organism: Alosa alosa (allis shad)
Lineage: Eukaryota; Metazoa; Chordata; Actinopteri; Clupeiformes; Clupeidae
Gene: tab3
Product: TGF-beta activated kinase 1 (MAP3K7) binding protein 3
Exons: 7
Coding region: 274-2037 (587 amino acids)
Cellular component (GO): extracellular exosome
Molecular function (GO): ubiquitin binding
Source: RefSeq, a predicted model, not a curated record
CGCAGGUUAUCGCGGUAGCACCAGAGCCCGUAGCACUCCCGAGGACGACGUUGGCCUACAGUUCCUGGAACCCACGUAACAACACACUCUUUGGACACAUCGAGCCCUUCGUCAAUAUUCUUGAUUUUGUUAACUGAAUCAUCGUGUUUGGUGACAACUUAAAUAAUAUUUAGUGGCCCAUGGACACAGAGGGUCAGUCCAUGGGGAUGAGAGGUGAACGACAGGUGCAGCGCUCCCGGUUGUGGGCUCAGUGACUUACUCCCUGGGCUCACGAUGGCGCAGGGAGGCCCGCAGUUAGACUAUCACAUCCUGCAGGACCUCAAGCAGCGCUUCCCGGAGAUCCCUGAGGGAGUAGUGUCCCAGUACCUUCUGCAGAACAAUAACAACCUGGAUGUAUGCUGCCACCUGCUGGCUCAGGAAAGCAACCGAUACCUUUAUGAAGAAUAUCACAGUCCUCCUGAUGAGGUUCGUCUGAACAGGAACCAGAUGCUGCAUAUCAGCCUGGGCCCCUCUGAGGGCAACAAGACCAACAGCCCAGGCCGCCACCUGGUGCACAGCACUAGCGACAGCCACAUCGAGCCUCCAAGAGGUGGAUUCCCUGAGCCCCUGUCGGCCCCUGCUAUGGCCCCCUCGCCAGGGUACAACCCCUUUUUCAUGAGUGAUCAAGGACGCUCGGCCAGUACCCCCACACCCCCUCCCAUGCAGGGCAUGUCCCCGACUUACACCCCCAUCCCCCGAUACACCAUGAACCCGAUCACGGUCACCCUCUCCCAAAACCUGCCUAACGCUCCUCAGGCCUUGCAGAUCCCCCCCUCUUACAACAGCAACAACAGCGCUCUCUAUAUCCGUCCCUCCCCCUCUCAGAGCCCACAGCCUGCACCCUGGCCCUCAUCUGCUGGGUCUGCUGUCUACCAGCCCAACCCUUACCAGCCCUCCUCCUACCCCUCACACCCCUCCCACCCUUCCCCCUAUAGCUCCCCCCAGCACCAGGUCCCCCAGACGUCGCAUGCGUUCUUGCCCAUCAGCCCCCCGAACCUGCAGAACAUGCCCUACCAGCAGGCCUACCGACCCUACCUCUCCUCCAAGAGCUCCCUGACGAACCAGAUCGAGAUCACACUGGAAGGGCCGCGGCCGCGCAGCAACUCCCCAGUCCACAACUCCCAGGGCCCGUCCUACUACAUGGCCACCUGCCCGUCGCCCAGCUCGCCAUCGCGCGCCAUCAGCAUGACGGGCCCCGUGGGCACCACCUUCCACCACGGCGUGUACCUCCACCAGGGCCCGCCGCGGCCCCGGCCCACCUCCUCCCCGCAGCCCGCCGGCUCGGCCUACAGCUUCAAGAUCAAAGUGCACGCGGGGCAGCCGCAGAGGCCCGCCGGGUCCCCGCCCGUGGAGGCCGAGCCGCUGCUCAACAUCGUGGACCAGGGCGAGCGCCACGGUGCCCCUCCGCCCAUCCUGCCCAUCUCGGCCGGGCCGGGCAGCUUUGCCAGCCACAUUGCCAACCGCAUGCCGCGACGCUCCAGCUCUGGCUCUGAUGACUAUGCAUACACACAGGCUCUGCUGCUGCACCAGAGGGCCAGGAUGGAGCGGCUGUUGAAGGAGCUGUGCAAAGAACAGCAGAAGCUUGAGGGGCUGAAGGCUGAAGUCAAUGACAUGGAGUAUGAUGCUUUGCAGAGACGCUUCCGGAGGGUCAACAGCUCCAGCAUCAUCCCCAGGCCCGAAGAGAUGACCAGACUGCGUACCUUAAACAGACAGCUCCAGAUUGACAUUGAUUGCACCUUGAAGGAGACAGACCUGCUGCAGUCUAGAGGGAAGUUUGAUCCGAAAGCCAAGAACAACUUCUAUGACAACAUUCAGCCUGGUCCGGUGGUACCACCAAAACCCUCUAAAAAAGACGAGGAGCGUCCAUCCCGACCGCCACCGCACGCCCAGAGGGACGAGGACUUCGAGGGGGCCCAGUGGAACUGCGACAGCUGCACCUUCCUCAACCACCCAGCGCUCAACCGAUGCGAGCAGUGCGAGAUGCCGCGCUACACCUGAGCCCGCUGCGGUAGCGCCACAUGGUGCCACGCCACGCCACAGCAAGCCCUGCCACACACCCCUCCCAUGCCCCGCCCCCGUCCCCACCCCCCAUGCCUGGCGUGCGAUCCGUUGACCGAGUGAUUGAUUGAACGAUCAAACGAUGAGACUGUCCCCGCUCCCAAAUCCUCUACCGCCCUAACUAAUCGUCAGUCUCAUCGUGCUACUUUUCCGGGGGUUCUACCUAUUGUUAUUCAGAGACAUGAGACCCUCCGCCUGUCACUUUUUGCCCCCUUUCCUAAAUUCCUCUUUGAAGCCCAGCAAUAACUGAGCCCCCUUCCCCCGAGGAAGAGCCACUCCAUCGAAACCCACCCACCCCCCUCUUGGAGGAGCUUCCUGCACUUACCUGUGAUCUCUAUUGGAGGAGGAGGAGGAGGAUGAUGAUGCUUUAAGGAGAAAGGUGGGAGACUGUGUCCAUGUAAAAAAACGAGUGAAAGAAAAAGACAUGAAAAAGGCAGAAAGGGAGUGAUUUGACCCUGGAUCUGAUCUACUGGGUGGGGUUUACAAUAGACGGAAGCCUUUGGAAGAGAAAGAGGCGUGGUUUACCGAUCUAGCAUUCCAUGCAGAAUGAGACUGUCGUGUUUACACAUAUGAAGCCCCAAACCAGAGCAAGUGUGGGGCAGCUCUCCUCUAAAAGAGUAGGGUGAUGAUGAUGAUGAUGAUGAUGAUGAUAUUAUUUUAACAAACAGCAGGGGUCUGAAAGAUAUAUUAUGUAGACUUUACACUGUAUUCGCUCUCUGCAGAAGAGAGCUCCUCUCAUUGAAUGAAGAACACUAAGAGACUUGCGUAUAAGAUAUAUACCUGGUACUUUUAUGCAUACUAUGCCACACUGUAUUCUGUGUUAAAAGAUGUUGAUUUCCUGUGCAAAUGCCUCAACUUGCUGUACGUAAUAAAAAUAAAGGAGCUGAUUCUAUGUGA